UGCAUGUCCUUUUGCUCUGUAAUUAUGAGCUGUUGGACUUUCUUUACUUGUGUUUUGGUUAACCCGUUAUCACUCAACUUGUUGGUCUUGAAUUUUCCUUAUAGCCUACAUUUAUCGUGCAUUUUCUCGGGCGUUGAGAUUCAACACCGGCUCGGUUUAGAUGGUGACCACAUCACCUUAAUCAGACCAUAUAUUUAUUACACGCCACUGGCACAUUCAUACUCUGUGAGUCGGCACAGUCUCUCCUUAGUGCAGUAGCUAUUUGAAGGGCUAAGUCCCCUGAUAUCUAGAGUGUCUAUGUGCUGGUGUUUUUAUUAGCUGCUAGCAUGAUAUGCUUGGACCACGUACCAUGAUGAUACGUAAACACAUUAAUCAUCUUAGGGGUAGCGGUGCCUAGGUACCCUUGAGAUAGUAUCUCGUCCAGGCUUCUUGGUGAUCCUGGACUGCAGACUUGCUGCAGCCAAAAUGGUGGUAGAUAAUGACAGUACUUCUAAUUACAUUA
Molecule: messenger RNA, 502 nt
Organism: Pseudomassariella vexata
Lineage: Eukaryota; Fungi; Ascomycota; Sordariomycetes; Amphisphaeriales; Pseudomassariaceae
Exons: 1
Coding region: 4-258 (84 amino acids)
Source: RefSeq, a predicted model, not a curated record